Camelina sativa (false flax) is the source of this 611-nucleotide messenger RNA. Its product is annotated as cytochrome c oxidase-assembly factor COX23, mitochondrial. The record is from RefSeq and is a predicted model, not a curated record. NCBI's taxonomy places the organism in Eukaryota, Viridiplantae, Streptophyta, Magnoliopsida, Brassicales, Brassicaceae.
CAUUUUGAACGAGGGUAUCUUCUUCAGGGACGGAACUCGUUGAGAAAGAGAGAGAGAGAGAGAGAGAGAGAGAGAGAGACGGUGAUCGGGAAAUGACGACGAAAGAGGCGGGUGCGGCGUACCCUAGCGCGGCUCGGAUAUCUGAUUCUCCAUGUUAUCUUCAGUACUCUGCUUCUCUCAAAUGUCUUGAAGAAUUUGGAUCCGACAAAAGUAAAUGCCAGGAUCAUUUUGAUGUGUAUAAAGAAUGCAAGAAGAAAGAGGUUGUUGUAAAUUCACAUUAUGCCGCCUUAUUCUGUUUCCGAAUGAAUUCUCUGCUUACCUCUAUGUUUUGUUUCUCAGAGGGAAGCUCGAUUGGAACGCAAUAAGACACGUUCGUUGUUCUCUUGAAUGUUGAUCCUGAUGGAAAUAAAUGCCAAUGAUAUCUUCGAACAUCAUCAAUUCAUCAUCUAGUCGUAGUAUCCUGUUAUUUCAUUUUGCAAUUAUACCUCUGUCUGAGAAGUGGUGGUUUGUAAAUUGUAUGGUCUAAAUAAAUCAGUCUCACAUUGGUGGUGAUGGAAAGUGUUUGUUAAUAUAUUAAUGUUCUUUUACUCCCCAUGGGUGAUGGUCAUGGA